[Torrubiella] hemipterigena is the source of this 3842-nucleotide messenger RNA. The record is from the annotation of a GenBank genome assembly. Lineage: Eukaryota; Fungi; Ascomycota; Sordariomycetes; Hypocreales; Clavicipitaceae.
CACGGCUGAGCUUGCACAAAGCAUCAUAUUCCAUCAUGAAUUUUUAACCUAUUUAUCUUACAAGCAUCUAAGCCAUUUACUGGAGUUUACUGAUACUCGUUACACACAAUUUUCAUCUUUCCUUUGGUCGCAUACACCUGCCGCAAGCCACGACAGUUCCCAAGAAAUAGCCCGCCUCCUAAUAGCUUUAACGCCUGUUCGCGCUGCUGCACUCUUCGGAUACUUUGUCUCUCUCUUACCUACAAAAGGAAACAAUUACUACGGUGGAAUUUAUCUUUCGGCGCUAGUUACGGGCGUAUACAGCCUUUUAAAAGCAACACCCGCAUUGACCUGACUGGUACAUGCCACCUUGCUUUUUCCAGGGAGAAUCGCUAUUUCGCCUAAGCAAGCCCUGCAUACCACAAGAAAUUUAGCGCAGUGGGAAAUUGGCGACUCGAAAAAAGAAAGAUAAAUCACACCGUCUUACUAUUCCGAUGAACAGCUGCAUCAGCCAUCCAUAAUGUCCGAGCUGCCUUCGUAUGAACAGGUCACAACCAAGCAGGACUGGCUGGAAAUAGCCGCCACAUACGUACAUCCCCGGGAUUACACUGCGCUAUGCCGAACUAGCCGACGAUGCUGGAACAUAUUUGCUCCGAGGCUCUGGCAGAAUAUACUGUGUUCUGCACAUUUGCGUAACCUAGACCUUGAAGGUGAUUGCUUGUGGUGGCUCCGCUUGGUCGAAAAAAAGCUACCGCAUGUUUGGCCAGAUACACGGGCCUUAGCCAAGGUUCUGGAUCUUCGAUUGUUUUCGAAGCAUGCGUACUCGUUUGCAACGGACCAAAACGCACGCCUCGUGCGGAGCGUCCGCGAUGCGAUCAGGCUUCUACCAAAUAUCAACGUAUUGAUAUUUGAUAAUCACGCCGAGAUUGACCCUGGUCCACUUGUCCAACUCCCUAAUGACCACUCUCGCCCGUUGUUACUGAGUCUUGAUGGGUGCAGUGUGCCUUUGCCCAACACGUUUUACUCUUCCCCUUCGCUUUGCAUGCUCGCCUAUCUUGAUAUAUCCAAUACACCGGGCACAAUAUCACCAAUAAUAUCUCGUGGGGUUUUCUCGGACUUGCGCAUUUUGAAAUUGCGUGGGAAAGAAGUUGACGAUGUAACAUUUGCCAGCCUAUGCCAGCUGUAUAAGCUCAGACUUUGGAGCCUAGACGUCUCAAACAACAAACUCACGGACGCCUCUAUCCUUAUACUUGCACAAUAUUGUUUCCCACCAACAUCUCCUAGGUCUACUGACAGAUUUGCAGUAGAAGGUGCUCUGUCAAAUCCAGGUAUUGGCUUACCAGAAUACGGAUUCUUUUACUUUAUCGAAGAAUCGUAUUGGAGCUACGCCUACUGUCACCCUAAUCGAUAUAUAAUGGAUUCUUCCGUUCUCACCACUCAGUUUAGUGAAGCUUCACAAAGCCAGGUUGCUAGGUCAGAUAUGAGAGAUAUCUGCAAGUUGGACACCCUUGACGCCGCUGUGCAUGUACUGUGCCAACAGUCGUCCAAGUACGAUACUUCUGAGAGAUACCGCAUCGCCCGAGGCCUCACACAUAUUACACUGUCUCGAAACCAAAUUUCUGCUUCAGGGUUGGAACAGCUAGUCCGCAUGUCCAAUGGCCAGUUAGAACAUCUUGCAUGCGAUCAGAUGCCGUUUCUUGGUAGGUCAGUGGCAAUUGAGAAGCACUGGCCCAAAACGGCUCGCCUAUAUGGCUGUGUGGGUGCAGCUUACAUAUUUCGCCCUGUUUAUUCGUGCAACAUUCGAUCUUUACGUAUACACCAUUCGUUGAUUACCAAUAUUCCAACGUUGACGAUGGAUACACUGUCGAGCUUGGCAUGUCUCUUUGUGGCAGAAACACAGAUCCUCGCCCGUGUAGAUCGUGCCUAUCCAGAGCCAUUCGUACCUGACAUGAAUCCUCGUCUGGAAUCCCUUACUUUGACCUGUGUCCCACGAAGAUCCUCAGGCCCCUUGAUUACAAAGCUGUUGGAGUUUCUAAGAUUGCUGUCAAGACAAGAGCAAACCAUACAAGCUAGCCGGGCUGGCUCCCCAACUGGAUCAUCUGGCAUGCUGAAGGGUUUGAGACGUUUACGCCUUGAAUUUGAACCAGAUGUCCAUGAAGAAGGUGUAUCAACAGCGGAGGAGCUAGAUCCUGCUGAGCUGCUCCGCAGUGGCGAACCUCGAUUCAGCUUUUUUGAGACAGAAAGCUCGGGCAGGGUAUCACCGCAAGCGAAAGCCAAAGCCACCAAGAAGACUUUUGAUGGUAGCAAUAGCCUAGCUUCUGAAGCUAUACAAAACCCCCAGGCAUUGGACCGAGACAAUAGAGAGUUUGUGAGUUAUGAUUGCAACUGGAAUGGACAAGUUUAUCAGGUUUGGGUUUGGGUGGGGAGCGCAGCGGCCGACGCUAAUCCCAUCGUCAAAGACUAUCGGCAACGUGUCUUUGAAGAAAACGCUCGAGGAGGCGUCGGACCAGUUACUCCCGCGCAGAUUUUAGCUGGAGUCCCUCAUAAAGCGUUGAUUUUCCACUCAGCGUGGCGUCUUGCCAUCAUGCCACGACGGGUAACUGCCCCGUCGUUGGCUGAACUGACUGGAAUGCAAGACGUCCUCGCUGCACUCAAGGCGUAUCGUCGCGCUGGACGCGCCAGAUUGGCGUUGGCCAGACAGAACAGCACUCUACCAAAAUCGGGUUCUGUGGGAGAACCCCAUUAUUUCUGGUCUGGUCAAUUAGAGGUCUCAACGCAAGAGGCGUUGCCUCACGCGCGUUCAGAGCAAUACUGGAGAUGAUAAGCCAAGCCAGGGUCCCCAAUGGAUUAGACGGUGGCGCUUCCACCCCCAAAAGACUUCUUUUGCACAUGUAUCAGAUGUUUUCUCUCUAAUUGAUGUUGUUCAAGUGGCGUUGUUGGCAGUUGUCGCCACAACAGCAAGCGAUUUUUGCUUGGCCAACCCAACGACGGCAGUUGCUCUCUGAAGCACGCGAUUGACUCAAAGGCAACGCAGAAAGAGGAAAUAGUGUAGGCGAGCAACGCCGAUUCCGUGUCUCCCUGUACGGAAAUAGUCACGAAUCGACCUGGCCCGUAGACACAGAUAUGAGGAACAAGGUGCUAACCUUGGGGGUGAUGAUUGCUCAUCACGGCAUCUCCCGAGGAAGGCCAAGGUGUGCAGAUAGAAAAUCGACAAUGCAUGCUACAUCCCGUCUUAAUACGUCUACCCUACUCACUCCAGAUGACUACAAUGGACGGGUAAACCGAGCCUUGGUCUUUGGAUAGGAAUUCUGCUUAGACCCUUUGGGACUAGAUCUUCCUCGCUGGCGAUGUCUCAGAAAUAGGAUUUUCCGGCCCAUCAAUGGCUAGUGGGAUACUACGAGAUGGGACUUUGCCACUUUUAGCCAUUGGGAACUAAGUCCAGCCGAGCCGCCUUUAUGGAAUUUCGCCACCGGGGAACCUACGCGGCGGUUGAGCUCGGCUUUUUGCUAAACAUCCACGGCACCAGGCGAUUGGUUACGCAGAGAGACACUGUAAGACACCAGCGUUGACUCAACAUGGGACGUCUUGCGAUACCGUAUCGGAACGUUGCUCUAUUUGGAAACGUUUUCUUCGAUAAACUAUGGUCGUCAAAAACGUGCUUGAGCUUGUCGUGAUAUUGCCAGUAUCUACAUUCACUUGAUAGCUGGCCAAGGGAAUAACAUAAAUUCUUGAAUAUACAACGACAGCAUUAGGAUAUUUGUAACAAAUAACUUCUGGUGAUUCAUGAAAGUAGUGAUUAAUUAGAUGAAACUAAACAAGUUGUACUGAAUAGAGAGCUCACUAAACCAGAUCCUCUGUACCAC